CUGCUCCGGUAAGCUGCUCACCGUGAUAAGUACCGGACGGGUCAGAGGCAGUCAGAGCCUGUUCGUCAGUCGUCGAUAGGACACCGGGGUCUCCUUCACAGACACCGACAGCGUUUCUAAAUGCUCGCAGACACGCAGAAGAUGAUGAUGGCGACCUCUCCGUGGGACCGCUGGUACUCUACACGCUGCUGCCUGUGCUGCCAUGUCCGCACUGGAACCAUCAUCCUGGGGGUCUGGUACAUGCUCAUCAAUGCUGUGGUGUUACUCAUCCUGCUCACUGCACUCAGUGAUCCUGAGCAGUACCACUUGACCAGUGCCGAGUUGGCUAAUGACCUGGAUGUCAUGGAUGAUGCCAACAUGUGCAUCGCCUCAGCGAUCUCUCUGCUGAUGAUACUUAUAUGUGGGAUGGCAACAUAUGGUGCUUAUAAGCUGCGUCCUGCCUGGAUCAUCCCUUUUUUCUGCUACCAAAUAUUUGACUUUGCUCUCAACACCUUGGUGGCCGUCAGCAUUGUAGUUUACCCAAACACGAUUCAGGAUUACCUGCAACAACUGCCCGAUAACUUCCCUUACAAAGAGGAGGUCGCUGCUCUCAGUAACGUGUGCUUGGUCCUCAUCGUGCUGCUCUUCAUUGGCUGUAUUCUCGGCUUUAAGGCCUACCUGAUAGGAUGUGUGUGGAACUGCUACAGAUAUGUGAGUGGACGGAGUAGCUCUGAAAUCCUGCUCUAUGUUACGACCAAUGACACCACGGUGCUGCUACCGCCAUAUGAUGACAGUGUCAGCAUCCCUCCCAAGCAGACUCCUCCACCUUACACCACUGUUACAGCAUGAAAACAUUCCCAGGAUCCUGCCGACUGCUGUUGAUAAAACCCCAGCAGAAUUUAUGCACCACACUGCCUCUCCAGUGUACAGUAUAUUCAUGGAUAUAUUGUAGCUACACACACAUAUUACAGUACUCUUAAUGCAUGCUUACGUACAUGUACAAAAGCACAUUGCACAGCUACACAUAUACACACACCAGUACACCACCGUGUCCUCUCAUUCCUUCCUGUUAUUUACUGAUUUUUAUUUGUUCCUUUUUUCUCUGUAGCCUCCCAUAUAGCUCUCCUGUCUCUUAGCAUUCAUCUAGAAAUGAUGCACACAUUUAUGCAUUUGAAUCUGAGCGAAAUAACAUGAAAGCACUAGAAAGUUUGAUAGAUUAUAUAUUUUUAUUAAUUCUAUUUAUGCUCUGUGUGUCUCUAAUAGUAUUCUGUGGGUCCUACCUUUUCAUAAACAUAUUUAUCUUCUGCAGAAAUGCAAAAAAAAACAAAAAAAGAAACUUAUGGCUCACAUUAAUGAGUGAGGAGUUGUCACAUGUUUUGUGUUUUGUUUUGUCUAAGCUCGUGAUCAGGGUCGGAUUGCCUUCAUUCGUAACUUUCUCUCUGAUGGGGUGCACUUUAUGGACCCUUGUGUGAAGUGUCACCUUGACGGGAAGUUUCCCAAAGAAAUGCAUCUGCCUGUAUUCUGACAUGAUCAAGGAGCGACCUAGUGUAUAUCAAACAUAUCAGCUUAUUUUAUCACAGACAUAAUUAUGGUCUUGUGUUAUAGAAAUCAGGAGUGUUGACUUGUGCUGACAGAAUAUUCAGAACUUUUUAAUGUAAUUGUGUCUUUCUACUGAUUGAUGAGAAAUGUCUCGGAUUGCUCUUUAUCUAGAAGCACUGAUCUGGAAUCAGUUUGCUCUUUGAAGUCACUUUAAAUUGGUUGCUGUACGGGGAGCUGGAGCUCAAUAAAUAUGGACCCUGGUUGUGUUUUUUCAAUUAAGCCAAUGGGAGCUUUCUUGUCUGUGUAAACAUUACACAAGUCUGUUCCACCAGAUGGAGUUAUUGGCAAGCUACCCGAUCCCUGGACACAAAAUGUCCUGCAAGGACUCAGAUGUCGAACCUGAGGACUGUUGUAUGGAAAACAAAGAUGUGACAUAUAUUUAUCUAUUAAAAUCCAAUUUCACUGACA
This is a messenger RNA of Archocentrus centrarchus (flier cichlid), 1986 nucleotides long. RefSeq names its product lysosomal-associated transmembrane protein 4B. Lineage: Eukaryota; Metazoa; Chordata; Actinopteri; Cichliformes; Cichlidae. Gene Ontology annotation, cellular component: lysosomal membrane. The record is from RefSeq and is a predicted model, not a curated record. The coding region runs from base 121 to 828 and encodes 235 amino acids. The transcript has 7 exons.